Messenger RNA from Jaminaea rosea, 327 nucleotides. RefSeq names its product putative pterin-4-alpha-carbinolamine dehydratase. Gene Ontology annotation, molecular function: 4-alpha-hydroxytetrahydrobiopterin dehydratase activity. Bases 1 to 327 code for a protein of 108 amino acids. Lineage: Eukaryota; Fungi; Basidiomycota; Exobasidiomycetes; Microstromatales. Gene Ontology annotation, biological process: tetrahydrobiopterin biosynthetic process. The record is from RefSeq and is a predicted model, not a curated record. The transcript has 3 exons.
AUGACUGACCAAGAGGCCGAAGCAAGGCUGCGCGAAUCUGGUCUCGGCGAGGCUGGCUGGACAAUCGUAGAGGCCGUGCCUGGGGAAAAGGCACUGUCCCGCUCUCUGACUUUCAAGAACUUUCGCACGGCCCUCGCCUUGACCUCAGCCAUUGGAGCUCAGGCGGAGGAGCAGAAGCAUCAUCCUCGUCUCACAACAGAGUGGGGUGCGGUGAGGGUCGAAUGGUGGACGCAUUCCAUCGGUGGGCUUCACGAGAACGACUUUGUCAUGGCGGCAAAGACGGAAGAGCUGGCCAAGGAUGCGGAGGGGAUCAAGCCGAGCAAGUAG